AUGGAUCAGCAUUCACCUACAGAAGCCAAUGAAAAUAAGGUUAAUUAUCUUGAUCUAAUUGUGGCACUAUUCCUCUGUGCUGACAGUUUCUUACAACAAAGAAUGGCACUUAGGAUGUCUAUGUGCCAAUUUUCUUUCCCAUUGCUGUUGCCACAUUACAACAACAGUCAAAGUGGUCUGAUGCUUUGGACUUUGAGAGAUAUUGUCAAAGAAUGGAACAGUGUUGCUGAAAUAAAAGCACCAUUCUUCUCCUUUGUUAGACUAAAAAACAGCAGUUUAUCAAAAUCUCAGUUGCUCAAUCAUAUACUGAGUCAUGGCCAACAGAAUAAAGAUGUAUUUAUGCACAGGGAUAUGGAGGGAGGGGCACAUCAGAGAGAGAUUGCAAAUGGACUAAUAGAGAUUAGCUGGUUCCUCCCCAGUGGAAGAGAAAAUCAAGACGUUUUCCAAAAGCCAAUAAUCUUUGCUAAUUUACGAGGAGAUGUUUCUGAGUCACCUACAGAGUUUUCUUUUCUUAGUCAAGUGUCAACAGCUAUCUUUGUCCUCAUGGACAAAAUUCAGGAAGAUGAAAAAAAAAUGUUAACCUCUUUACAUGAUGUGAAAUCAAAACUCUUCUUUGUGUUCAGUCCAAACAAAAAUACAAUGAAAGAUACUGUGUCAGUUAAGACAAUGGUGGAAAAGUUAGACAUACCAAAAAACCAAGUGAUCACCAAAGACCAGAAAACAAACAUUGCAGGUUUUUCAAAGAAGUUCUGUGCAACCAUCAACAAAUCACCAGCUCAUUUAACUAGCUGUAUGAGCAUUGUAAACAUGAGUGAUAAAGCUAUGGAACUUGGUCUGUCUGUGGAUGAACAUAGGAGUGACACACAAAAGAAGGCAGCUGAGAGAAUUAUGGAAGGAAUUUGGGUAAAGACCAUAUCUGAUUACAAAAAACAGGAACUUUGCUUGCAGGGAGAAAAUUGGAAAAAGAUCUCAAAAAUAGAAAAGGAAGAAUGUAGGUUGAAUAAAGCCGAUGACUCAACACUGGAGGAUUAUAAAGCUGAGCUCCAGAAGGAAAAAGAAGCCCUCCGAAAGGAACAAAGUAAAUAUAAACCAUCAAAUGAAAUGAAGAUGUUUAUUGAAAGUUUAUCUGUAAAUGACAAGGAAAAGAGAGACUUUUUCUUUAAAUGGAUGAAACUCGAACUUGAUUCUUAUACAAGAAUCAAUUUUUCACAGCUUAGAAACAAGUUACAGAUAGAACACGAGAAGGAAAAUGUAAAAGCUGUUGCUGAAUUAGGUCAAACUCUGCUUGACAGCUCUUUAGGAAUCGAGCAUUACAUGAGAGAGAUGGGACUGAUCUAUGAAUUUUCUCAUGAAACCACAGAGGAAAUCACCCGUCUCCCUCGUUUAGCUGCUGAAAUGGUGUUGGAUGGACAUCCUUUAGAGCUUCUGGAUGGUGAUGCUUCCAACAUCCCAGAAAAGUGGGUUUCAGCUGUACUGAAUGAGGUUCACAUGCUAGUGGGAGGAAGGAGCAGAUUAUUGGUGCUGACAGUUUUGGGUGUUCAGAGUUCUGGAAAGUCAACAUUACUAAAUACCAUGUUUGGUGUUCAGUUUCCAGUCAGCAGUGGCAGAUGUACAAGAGGAGCCUACAUGAUCUUAUUACCAGUGGGGGAGGAUUUAAAAAGUGUGCUAAAUUAUGAUUUUGUAGUCCUCAUUGACACAGAAGGUCUAAAGUCUCCUCAAAUGGCUCAACUUGAGGACAGUUACGAACAUGACAACCAGCUGGCAACCUUUGUUAUUGGUUUAAGUGACAUCACCAUCAUUAACAUUGCAAUGGAGAACGCAACAGAAAUGAAAGAUAUUCUGCAAAUUGCAGUUCAUGCAUUCAUUAGAAUGAGAGAAAUCGGAAAAAGGCCAGUUUGUCAUUUUGUGCAUCAGAAUGUUGCUGGAAUUUCAGCUCAUUCUAUGACCAUGACUGAUAGAAAAUGUCUGUUGGACCACCUCAAUGAAAUGACUGAAAUUGCUGCUGAAAUGGAAAUGCAGUCUUCAGUCAAAUUAUUCACUGAUGUUCUGGACUAUGACAUGGAAAAAAACAACUGGUACAUUCCAGGACUCUGGCUUGGGACUCCUCCAAUGGCUUCAGUCAGCACUGGUUACAGUCAGGCUGUUGCUGAACUGAAGAAAAAUCUUCUCAUGACAAAGAGAAAAAACAUAAACACAGAUGAGUCACGCAUCCCAGAGUUCCUGGAAUGGAUGAAAAGUCUUUGGAAAGCAGUAAAAUAUGAAAACUUCAUUUUUAGCUUCAGAAACACACUUGUUGCAAAAGCCUAUGACAACCUAUGGAGAGAGUUCAAUCAGUGGGAAUGGGAGUUCAGAAAACAGAUUCUAACCCGGGGGACAGAAGCAGAAAUGGAAAUCAGCAAUGCUAACACUGAAAGUGACCAGGAUCUGUUUAAUCUGAUAGACUCCAAAAAAGAUGAGCUUUCAGAAAUUAUAGAUGGGCAAAAAGAGCUCAGAAAACAGUUUCAGGAGGAAUUUUCACGCUCUGAUGACGUUGCUGACACAAUCAGCAAACUCUCAGUUAAACCACAAGAUGAGCUUUUCAGGAAAGUGUUUGGAUGUGGGAGACAAUGCCCUUUUUGUAAAGUUCCCUGUGAUGCAGGAGGCAAACAACAUCUGCAGCAUCAAGCAGCUGUUCAUCGACCAAAAGGUCUUGGUGGAUAUAGGUAUGAAACUAAUGAUAAACUGGUGGAGACACUCUGUACAACUAGUGUGAACAGUGAACAGCGUUUUAGAAAUACAGACACUGACUGGAAAUAUCAUCCCAAUAAGAAGUACAUGAAGAUUUAUCCAAACUGGAAAAUUCCUCCAGACUCCACCAUUGAGGCAUCAGACUACUGGAAGUACGUCCUGGUAAAAUAUAAUGAUAGAUUUGCUAAAAUGUACAAGGCCAAACCAGCAGACAUUCCAGUGGCCUGGAAGAACAUCACUAAAGAACAAGCUCUAAAAGGCCUAAAAGAUGCUUUUAAUAUGAGAGAAAAUAAUACAGAGCUCACCGAUUAA
Molecule: messenger RNA, 3039 nt
Organism: Cyprinodon variegatus (sheepshead minnow)
Lineage: Eukaryota; Metazoa; Chordata; Actinopteri; Cyprinodontiformes; Cyprinodontidae
Product: interferon-induced very large GTPase 1-like
Exons: 4
Coding region: 1-3039 (1012 amino acids)
Molecular function (GO): GTP binding
Source: RefSeq, a predicted model, not a curated record